UUGACAAUGAAACAAAAAUGACGUGGAGUUCUAGGUUAUAAGUUUGUUUAAUAGUAUUUAAAAUAAUAUCAGGUCAAUUAAACAGCCUGAAUUAAUUAAGCAGUGACGUGAAAGUUUAUUAUUAAAUAUGCUUGAGAUAACGGAUACACAGAAGAUUGGCGUAGGCCUAGCUGGUUUCGGAAUGACAUUUCUAUUCCUCGGAGUACUUCUGUUGUUCGAUAAAGGUCUCCUAGCCAUUGGCAAUAUCCUGUUCAUAAGUGGUCUGACAUGUGUGAUCGGCAUCCAGAGGACGUUUUUCUUCUUCUUCCAACGGCACAAGCUGAAGGCGUCCGUCGCCUUCUUCAGUGGGAUCACUAUAGUACUGCUCGGCUGGCCCAUGAUCGGGAUGAUAGCCGAGAUGUACGGCUUCUUGCUGUUGUUCAGAGGAUUCCUGCCUUCUGCCAUUAAUUUCUUAAGGAUGGUACCAGUUUUGGGGUCGCUACUGAAUCUUCCGAUAAUAAGAGGGAUCGUCGAUAGGAUAGCGGGAAACAAUGGUCGGAACAUGGAUGACGAUCCUUAAUGCACGGGGUUUUGAAGGGAUUUGGCGCGAGAAUCACGAAUUUACUAAUACCUACCGAUUAUGUAAUAAUAUGUAUUAUUACAAUUCGAUAUACAUAUAAAUAUGAAUUAGCAUUCCAAAAUUGAAAAUACAAAUGAUUCUUA
Molecule: messenger RNA, 702 nt
Organism: Bombyx mandarina (wild silkworm)
Lineage: Eukaryota; Metazoa; Arthropoda; Insecta; Lepidoptera; Bombycidae
Product: vesicle transport protein GOT1B
Source: RefSeq, a predicted model, not a curated record